CUCGGGGCCAUGGAGUCUCAGGUGGCGGGGGGCCCGGCUGGCCCGGCCCUGCCCAACGGGCCACUCCUUGGUACAAACGGAGCCAGUGAUGACAGCAAGACCAACCUCAUCGUCAACUACCUGCCCCAGAACAUGACCCAGGAUGAGUUCAAGAGUCUCUUCGGCAGCAUUGGUGACAUUGAGUCCUGCAAGUUGGUUCGGGACAAGAUCACAGGGCAGAGCCUCGGCUACGGGUUUGUGAACUACUCUGACCCCAACGAUGCAGACAAAGCCAUCAACACCCUCAACGGCCUCAAACUGCAGACGAAGACCAUCAAGGUGUCCUAUGCCAGGCCCAGCUCCGCCUCCAUCCGGGAUGCGAACUUGUACGUCAGCGGGCUCCCCAAGACCAUGAGCCAGAAAGAGAUGGAGCAGCUCUUCUCCCAGUACGGCCGCAUCAUCACUUCUCGCAUCCUGGUGGACCAGGUCACAGGUGUCUCUCGGGGUGUGGGAUUCAUCCGCUUUGACAAGAGGAUCGAGGCCGAGGAGGCUAUCAAAGGACUGAACGGGCAGAAGCCGCUGGGUGCGGCCGAGCCCAUCACGGUCAAGUUUGCCAACAACCCGAGUCAGAAGACCGGGCAGGCCCUGCUCACUCACCUCUACCAGUCCUCCGCCAGGCGCUACGCAGGCCCCCUGCACCAUCAGACACAGCGCUUCCGGCUGGACAAUUUGCUCAACAUGGCCUACGGAGUCAAGAGUCCCCUGUCGCUCAUCGCCAGGUUCUCACCCAUCGCCAUCGACGGCAUGAGCGGCCUCGCGGGUGUGGGCCUGUCAGGGGGCGCGGCGGGCGCUGGCUGGUGCAUCUUCGUGUACAACCUGUCUCCGGAGGCAGAUGAGAGUGUGCUGUGGCAGCUGUUCGGGCCCUUCGGGGCAGUCACCAAUGUCAAGGUCAUCCGCGACUUUACCACCAACAAGUGCAAGGGCUUUGGCUUCGUCACCAUGACCAACUAUGACGAGGCGGCCAUGGCCAUCGCCAGCCUCAACGGCUACCGCCUGGGCGAGCGCGUGCUGCAGGUGUCCUUCAAGACCAGCAAACAGCACAAGGCCUGAGCCACCGCCGCCCUCCCCACCCUUCCCGGGCAGCAGAGACAGAGAGAGAGAGAGAGAGAUUGAGAGAGAGAGAGAGAGAGAGAGACAGGGGCCCGAGAGAGACAGCGCAGGCAGACCACGGAUGGCACGAGGGCCCCGUGUCCCUGCAGAAGCCACAGGGUGAGCACUCGGUGGGAGGGUCUGCAGGGAAUGGGAGGGCUCCUGGGGGUCCCCCACCCCGUCCUCCUGCCCCUCUCCCCCAGGCUGGGCUGUUCACUCUCUCGUCUUGGUUUUGUUCAUGGUGAAGGUUUUUGUUUCCUUUUUCGGCUAAAGUGAAAGCAGAGAUGUGCCCCCAGCCCACCCUCAACCACCCUCCGUGGAUGGCUUGGGGAACGGGUGCUGGGGGUGCCCUCCCAGGCCCCCUUGCCCAGGCCUCCCCAACACCUAGGUGAGCCUGAGAGGGGGGAACAGGUUUAAAAAUCCCCAAAAAAGCGAAACGUGAGAGGGGUGUGGGCAUCCCUGGCCCAGAGCCCCUUGGAGGAAUGUGAGGAGCAGGGGGAGGGGCUGGAAACA
Molecule: messenger RNA, 1641 nt
Organism: Balaenoptera ricei (Rice's whale)
Lineage: Eukaryota; Metazoa; Chordata; Mammalia; Artiodactyla; Balaenopteridae
Gene: ELAVL3
Product: ELAV like RNA binding protein 3
Exons: 6
Coding region: 10-1089 (359 amino acids)
Cellular component (GO): ribonucleoprotein complex
Molecular function (GO): RNA binding
Source: RefSeq, a predicted model, not a curated record